AUGUGGUGGAAAAACGCAACCGUGUACCAGAUCUACCCCGCCAGCUUUCAAGACAGCAACGGGGAUGGCAUCGGGGAUAUCCCCGGCAUCCACAGCCAGCUCGAUUACAUUCAGUCCUUAGGCGUCGAUGCCAUCUGGUUGUGUCCAAUGUACGACUCCCCCCAGCACGACAUGGGCUACGAUAUUUCCAACUACGAAGCCGUUUACCCACCAUACGGGACGGUUGAAGACGUCGAAAAGCUGAUUGAAGCGUGCCAUGCGCGCGGACUGCGCAUCCUGCUCGAUCUGGUGGUGAACCACACCUCGGAUGAGCACGCGUGGUUUCAAGAGUCGCGAUCCUCGAUUUCCUCAGCCAAGCGCGACUGGUAUAUCUGGCGUCCUCCUCGGUAUGAUCCAGACGGCAAGAGGCACCCGCCAAACAACUGGCGCAGCUGUUUCGGCGGUAGUGCGUGGGCGUGGGACGACACUACGGGAGAGUACUAUCUGCACCUUUUUGCACCGCAGCAGCCCGAUCUGAAUUGGGAGAACGAGGAAACCCGAAAGGCCAUUUAUGCAUCAGCGAUGGAGUUCUGGUUGUGCAAGGGAAUUGACGGCUUCCGUAUCGAUGUUGUGAACGCGUACAGCAAAGAUACGUCCUUUCCGGAUGCCCCGGUCACAGAUCCCCGGUUGGAAUGGCAGUAUGCGUCGCAUCUAUUCUGCAACGGGCCCCGGAUUCAUGAGUAUCUGCGCGAGAUGAGUACUAUCCUCAAGAAAUACAAUGCGAUGACGGUGGGAGAGCUGCCUCUUACUCCGGAAAUAGAACAGGUACUUUCGUAUGUCUCGGCAAAGGAAGAAAAGCUCAGCAUGGUCUUCCAAUUUGAUAUCGUCGACCUUGGCACCGGAGAGGCCUUGAGAUAUCAUACUGUUCCGCGGAAUUGGACGCUUCCUGAGCUGAAGGAGAGAGUGUGUGCUACACAGCGACUCAUGGAUGGCACAACGGACGGCUGGAGCACGGCGUUUUUGGAAAACCAUGACCAGGCCCGAUGUGUGUCGCGGUGGGGAUGCGAGAAUACUCCUGAACUGUGGUCUCAGAGUGCAAAGAUGCUGGCUAUCCUCGUGGCCAGUCUGUCCGGGACGCUCUUUGUCUAUCAAGGCCAGGAGAUUGGGAUGGUUAACGUGCCCGCGUCCUGGGGGAUGGUGGAAUAUAAGGAUUUGGAGAGCCAGAAUUACUACGAGCAUGUCCGGAGGACUUCGCACGAUGAUCCGGUCGCAUUGGCUGCCGCAAAAACGGCUCUGCAGCAUCUGGCUCGCGACCACGCCCGCAUCCCCAUGCAGUGGGAUAGUACUCCGCACGCCGGGUUUACGACUCCCGAUGCCACGCCGUGGAUGCGGGCGCAUGACAAUUACGCGAACUUGAAUGUCAAGCGACAAGCUCUCGAUGGACAAUCGGUUCUUUCGUUUUGGAAGAGGGUGCUCGCUAUCCGAAAGGAGUAUCCCGAUGUAUUUGCGCAAGGCGUGUUUGCUCAUACGGAUCCCGAGGACGAAAAGCUAUUUAUCUUCGAGAAGAAGGGGGAUGGGCGGAAACUGGUGGUAGUUCUGAAUUUUACGCCGACUGAGCAAGAGAACAAUCUGGAAGCGAAACUUGGAAGACAGUUCGAGUUGCUGCUGAGCAAUGCGGGGGAGAAUACGCAUCGGUUGCAGCCAUACGAGGGGCGAAUGUACCUCGUAUGA
Aspergillus sclerotioniger CBS 115572 is the source of this 1710-nucleotide messenger RNA. RefSeq names its product glycoside hydrolase family 13 protein. The coding region runs from base 1 to 1710 and encodes 569 amino acids. Lineage: Eukaryota; Fungi; Ascomycota; Eurotiomycetes; Eurotiales; Aspergillaceae. Gene Ontology annotation, molecular function: alpha-amylase activity. The transcript has a single exon. The record is from RefSeq and is a predicted model, not a curated record. Gene Ontology annotation, biological process: oligosaccharide catabolic process.